UCCCUCCGAUGUCAACAACUACAGACCAGUAUCCCUUCUUUCUUUUCUCUCCAAAACUCUUGAACGUGCCGUCCUUGGCCAGCUCUCCCGCUAUCUCUCUCAGAAUGACCUUCUUGAUCCAAAUCAGUCAGGUUUCAAGACUAGUCAUUCAACUGAGACUGCUCUUCUCUGUAUCACGGAGGCGCUCCGCACUGCUAAAGCUAACUCUCUCUCCUCUGCUCUCAUCCUUCUAGACCUAUCGGCUGCCUUCGAUACUGUGAACCAUCAGAUCCUCCUCUCCACCCUCUCCGAGUUGGGCAUCUCCGGCGCGGCCCACGCUUGGAUUGCGUCCUACCUGACAGGUCGCUCCUACCAGGUGGCGAAUCGCAUCUCUGCAUGUCUGGCAGACAUAUCAGUGUGGAUGACGGAUCACCACCUCAAGCUGAACCUCGGCAAGACGGAGCUGCUCUUCCUCCCGGGGAAGGACUGCCCGUUCCAUGAUCUCGCCAUCACGGUUGACAACUCCAUUGUGUCCUCCUCCCAGAGCGCUAAGAACCUUGGCGUGAUCCUGGACAACACCCUGUCGUUCUCAACUAACAUCAAGGCGGUGGCCCGUUCCUGUAGGUUCAUGCUCUACAACAUCCGCAGAGUACGACCCUGCCUCACACAGGAAGCGGCGCAGGUCCUAAUCCAGGCACUUGUCAUCUCCCAUCUGGAUUACUGCAACUCGCUGUUGGCUGGGCUCCCUGCCUGUGCCAUUAAACCCCUACAACUCAUCCAGAACGCCGCAGCCCGUCUGGUGUUCAACCUUCCCAAGUUCUCUCACGUCACCUCUCUCCACUGGCUUCCAGUUGAAGCUCGCAUCCGCUACAAGACCAUGGUGCUUGCCUACGGAGCUGUGAGGGGAACGGCACCUCAGUACCUCCAGGCUCUGAUCAGGCCCUACACCCAAACAAGGGCACUGCGUUCAUCCACCUCUGGCCUGCUCGCCUCCAUACCACUGAGGAAGUACAGUUCCCGCUCAGCCCAGUCAAAACUGUUCGCUGCUCUGGCUCCCCAAUGGUGGAACAAACUCCCUCACGACGCCAGGACAGCGGAGUCAAUCACCACCUUCCGGAGACACCUGAAACCCCACCUCUUUAAGGAAUACCUAGGAUAGGAUAAA
Molecule: messenger RNA, 1144 nt
Organism: Oncorhynchus keta (chum salmon)
Lineage: Eukaryota; Metazoa; Chordata; Actinopteri; Salmoniformes; Salmonidae
Exons: 2
Coding region: 401-1138 (245 amino acids)
Source: RefSeq, a predicted model, not a curated record